AUGGAUGAAAACAAUAUUAUAUCAUUUUAUAGGUCCACAGAUGCAUAUGGUUGCUUCACAAAUUUUUCAUGGUUUAAAGUUCAUUUUAAAAAUCAUACAUUUAAAACAUCUGAACAUGCAUUCCAAGCAUUUAAAUUUGAACACGAGCAAAAAAUAUUUUUCCAAAUUUUAAAUUCAAAAACAGCGAGUGAAUCAAAAAGAAUAGCACAUUUAAAUAAUGAUAAAAAAAGAAAAGAUUGGGAAACAAUCAAAGAUCAAAUUAUGUAUGAAAUAUGUUUUGAAAAAUUUAAUCAAAAUGAUCAUCUUAAAUUAAUUUUAUUGGACACUGGAAAUUUAAAAAUUGUUGAAAGUAGUGAAAAAGAUUUUUAUUGGGGAAUUGGUGAUGGUAGUGGUAGAAAUCAAUUAGGAAUUACUUUAAUGAAAAUAAGGGAAGAUUUAAGAAAACUGGAAAAUAAUUUUUAA
Molecule: messenger RNA, 462 nt
Organism: Dictyostelium discoideum AX4
Lineage: Eukaryota; Evosea; Eumycetozoa; Dictyosteliales; Dictyosteliaceae
Exons: 2
Coding region: 1-462 (153 amino acids)
Source: RefSeq, a predicted model, not a curated record